Chelonia mydas (Green sea turtle) is the source of this 3534-nucleotide messenger RNA. RefSeq names its product N-acetylglucosamine-1-phosphodiester alpha-N-acetylglucosaminidase (gene NAGPA). The coding region runs from base 30 to 1655 and encodes 541 amino acids. NCBI's taxonomy places the organism in Eukaryota, Metazoa, Chordata, Testudines, Cheloniidae. The record is from RefSeq and is a predicted model, not a curated record. The transcript is spliced from 11 exons.
UUGUCAUGUGAUCUUCCGGCCCGCUCAAAAUGGCGGGCUCCACGCUGGCAACGGGGUGCGCGGCCCGGAGCUGGGGGAGCCGGCGGCCGCGGCCUGUGGCUGUUCUCGCCGCCUCCUUGGCGCUGCUCAGCUGGCUCCGCACAGCGCACGGCGGCAGCGACGGGGGGAGUUCAUUAAAUGACGACUUGUUAUUGCCAUAUCCUCCUUCCUACCAUGGUCCUCGUCACCAUCACAGGUACGUCAGAGAUUGUCAAGCUGUUGUGCAUGGCAACGUAACACAUGAAACUUGGCCCAGCAACACUAGCACCGAACUCCCCAUGACUACGACAAGAGGAUUCGUGUCUUACUUCCCGCCAGAGGGCGUGAUGCAAAGGGAAGUCUAUGGCCACUUUACUUUUGUGAGCAACCCCCUGAGAACCUUCUCUGUGUUAGAGCCUGGCAGCUUGGGAGGUUGCAAUUCAAGCCUUCGGUCCACUGUGAUAGAAACUGCAAGACGUGGCAAGUGCCUAGUGGCCCAAAAUGGUGGCUACUUUGACAUGGUCACCGGAGAAUGCCUUGGGAACGUUGUGAGCGAUGGAAGGCUGGUGAGAAAUGCCAGAGGUGUGCAGAAUGCGCAGUUUGGCAUCAGGAAGGACGGCACCAUGGUGUUUGGUUACCUGUCGGAGGAAGAUGUUUUGGAUCAAGUGAACCCAUUUGUGCAGCUGGUGAGCGGCGUAGUCUGGCUGCUGAGAGAUGGAGAGGUGUAUGUCGAUCAGAGUAAGACAGCGGAGUGUGACAAGACUCAAGCCACAGGGACCUUUGACAAGUUCAUCAAUGUGAUAUCUGCCAGGACGGCAGUGGGACAUGACAGGCUCGGGCGACUGAUUUUGGUUCAUAUGGAUGGACAGACUGAUGUGAGGGGCCUCAAUCUCUGGGAACUGGCCAACUUCCUAAAGCAGCAGGGUGUCGUGAAUGCUAUCAAUCUGGAUGGUGGAGGGUCAGCCACUCUGGUUUUAAACGGAACCCUUGCGAGUUACCCGUCGGAUCACUGCAAGUUUGAUGCCAUGUGGCGCUGCCCUCGGAGCGUCUCGACAGUCAUGUGUAUCCACGAGCCUGCUUGCGAGGCUCCAGAUUGCAGCGGGCAUGGGCACUGCGUGCUGGGAGAAUGCCAAUGCACUGGGGACUUCUGGAGAGGACCAGAUUGCAGUGUCCUAGACUGUGGGCCUUCCAACUGCAGCCAGCAUGGCAUCUGCACUGAGUCUGGAUGCCUCUGUGAUGCUGGCUGGAUAGGCAGCAACUGCAGUGAAGUGUGUGCUAGCGGCUCCUAUGGGGAUGGCUGCACCCAGAAAUGCCUCUGUCAGAAUGGUGGAACGUGUGACUCUGUGCACGGAUCCUGCACCUGCCCUGCUGGUUACCAAGGAGCCAUCUGUCAGCAAGAGUGCCCCGUAGGCUGGUAUGGGCCAAACUGCCAGCAGCUCUGUGACUGCGAGCAUGGCUGUCCUUGUGACCAGGAGACAGGCAGCUGUAAUAUCACCUACGAGGACAGCCUGCAGGACAAGUUAUCCAGAGCUGGGCACUGUCUGGCUUUCCACAUGGUUCCAGCAGGGAGUGAUGAGAAAUCCCUUCUCACAGAUCAGCUCUAUUGGCGGAAGAGAGAGACCAAAGGUCAGCGUUAAAGGAAGAGGCCAAACACCGUAGAAGCAACCAGUCUGAGAGGCUAAAAGCACCCACUUAAGCCACUGUGAGAAGCAAGACCUUAGGCUGCAGCAGUGGUGCAGUCAGUCAGCCAGGAGCCACAUAUCUGAAAUCUGCUGCAUAGUUACAGAGGUACUGAAACAUGUGGUGCUGCGUUUCUGAGACUGGGUUAUUCUUUCCUCUCUCAUAGGAGAACCUGGAUCUGCUUCACCUCAGUCUUGGGACUGUUGCUUUUGAUCAGCAUGGUAGGAAACCUGAGGCUCGCUCUCAGGAGCUGGGCAGCGGAGCGCUGUGAAACUGGUGACUACAUGUACCAUCCGCUGAAGGAAAUGAAUGGAGAAGCCAGUCAUACAUGCCCUUUGGAGCAGUACCAGGCAGAAGACACGCAAGGUCAAAGCCAGCCAGAGACUGAAGCACUCAUUUAACUGGACAGGUGAGGAAAGACUUGAGAGAUUCUCCCCAGCUGUGGUACUGGCUCUCAGCACAGAGGACCAACCAAAGGCUGCUUCGUCCUGAAAUGAGAAGCUAGUAACUGGCGCAGAACAGCAGCAAGAAGGGGCACAAGGUGGUAUUCACAGAACAUGUGACUAAGGGCUCAGCCCAGCAGCUGCCUCCCUUCUUGCCACUCCUCAGUCAGAAAUCUCUCAGUUCCCUUCAUGGGCCUGGUGCUCAGGAGCGAGAGAGGGGACAUGGGAAUCCCUGUGCAACAGCAGCAACUGCUGCUCUACUAUGGAGAACAGGGGCCUGUAAUAACUGUGGAGGUUACAGGGGGUUGGUCAGUAUUCACUGCAUUAGUUUGUGGAUGAGGAAUUCCCUGCCCAGUCAAUUGAGCUUGAUUAAUUAGUGACAAUGAGAAGAAAACUUAAGUCAGUGGAAGUGCAACAUGCGCUAGCCCAUGGCUUUUCUAGCUUUGGGCCAGUUCUCAGGCCAGAGCACAUUCGAUGGUUGAGCGGCACGGUUAGAACUCAGGCACGUCUGGCUUGUUUCACUCAACCUGUGUUUCGUGCAGUUGGGGCUGAAAGGCUUUUCUUUCCCCGCCGCAGUGAGGGACGUAUUAAGUUUAUGAUAGGGUCAUCAACAAGGUUAUGUGAAAAGCCUUUUGUGUCAGUCCCCAAAAGUCUCCCUCCUGAAGGGCAUGUAACUCCCACUCUUCCCUGUCAAGGGUGCAGGUUGUUGCAUUGUGGCUAGAGCGGACUCACUGCUCUGGGAAUUUGAAGUGACCCUGCUCCCCCUUUUAGUAAAGGUGAGUUUAGCUGGGGACUCACUCUCUGGCCCUGAUCCUGUGCGGCCCCCAGGACGUGAAGAAUAACUCACCUAGAAGGAAAAGCUUCAAGGCAACAGCACACACAGGCUCCACAGAGGUGGAGCACAGGAGUUAAAUCGUAUGCUAAUUGGGCCAGGGGCAGCAUCUAACUCCUUUGUUCUCAACCAUGUUCCAACAUGGUAGGUGCUGUAGGCUUCACUCACUGCUGUAAAAAUUGCAUUCGCCCUCUGAGUGCAGAAAGUUGCUUAACAGAGAGGACUGAGGUUCUGUAGAUUUUAAAGUUGUCAAAGCUAGUAAACAUCUCAGGUGGAGGUUGGUGAUUUUACUAGGCCAAUGAGUCUUCGUAGACUAAAAGGGCUUUUGAGAAACAUGUUCGUUUGCUUCCUCUUCUUGAGGAAAGUAACUAGCUUCCAAUGUGCCACUGGCUGCUGCAAGCAUCUUGAAUAUGCACUUUGAUCAUUUUUACUGUGACUCUCCACCUAAGCAGAGUUCGUGGAGUUUUUGUGCUAUAUUUGAAGAGUCAGAUCGGUCUGUAUAUUUAAGAAUUGAUUUUGCUUUUGGUGGAUUUAACACUUGAAUAAACUCAAUUAGUAUGU